CUAUAUAUUCGUGAUACACGCACCCAUACUCAUAUUAUACGUACAGAACAGCGAAUAUAAUGAAUAAGUUGCGAGAUACGUCAUAGAGCCGCAUACGUGUGUGCGUACCUGCACGUACAUAGGUAUAUUACCGAUACACCUCCAGGCUCAGAGAGAAAGAGCGUCAGAGAGUUGGGUUGGAGUGUAGGUUUAGCAGUAGAGUAAAAAGCUGAAAAGUCGUCGGAUCGGCGUCGUGGAUCGGAGCAGCGGAGGCGGUGGUGGAGAAAGAAAGAAAAGAGAUAAUAAAGCGUGGUGUGUUAAUUUCGUGCGUGUGUUUGCUCCUCGACAGCUGCAGGGGAGCGGGGGGGGGUCCGUCGCCGCGAUAAGCGAGAAUAUAAUAUCACCAAAGAAGCAGAACCGCGAGAGAGCACGAAAAGAGAAGGGUACAUGUAUUCCUUCUUCUCUCGUCAGGGCUACAUGUCUGUGUGUCCCCUCGUUGUUGACAGGCGUACAUUGUAAACGCAGCGGACGAUCUGAUACAGAGAGGUAGUGUGCACAACAACAACAACAGGUCAUUGUUUUAUCACCAUCACGACUGAGUUAUCGGUGCAGCGAAAGAUAUAUUUACAACAACAAAAAAAAAGAAAAAUAAUAAUACACAUCUAAAAGUGAAUUGCGCUCAUUGUUAGGUGCAACGUGUAUACAGCAGCAAGUAAUCACCGUACCAAAGUACACACAAUAGAAUAGAGGCCGCGACGAUGACGAAAGCGCAGUGAGUUUGUAUAUUUUACGUGUCCAAGUCUCCGUUGUACGGAUUAAGUGUACUCGUUGUAAGUAUACACAUCUACCACUCUGCUCCGUGAGCGUACCUUAUAUUAUAUGUACGCCGUGUACGUCUGCGGCUGCCGCCUGCACUCUCAUUCCGCUGCAGCGACAUGGACUCCAUCAGAAAAUGGUUCUACAGGCCAAAGAAAGAGGACAAGAGCCUGCUGGCGCAGUUCUUCUUCGCGGACGAGUCGCUGAACGGGGUGGCCUGCGAGCUCGACUCGUUCGACGGCCGCCAGGAGCCGGAACGGUGCACGAGCCUGGUGAACCAACUGCGCCACUGCCAGGACAAGGUCCUCAGCAUCUGCAACCAAAUAAUGGACGAGCUGAUACCCGAUUCCCGGGCGAAUAGGGACUUCCGGGUGAAAUUCCCCGACGACGUGAUGCAGGAGAACCUUGCCGGCCAACUGUGGUUCGGGGCCGAGUGCCUCGCCGCUGGCUCCUCCAUCCUGAACCGCGAGGCCGAGAGCCUGGCCAUGCGACCCCUCGCCAAGGCCCUCACCAAGUCGCUCGAGAUAGUCCGCAACCUGCUGCGCGAGCAAGCCCUCCGCGGACAGACGAACCUCAAGGCGCAGAAUCCCCUCGAACCCUCGACCGAGAAAGUGAUCGAGUCCCUCAAGAUCUUUGAUCGGCUGUUCGCCGACUUUGAGCUCUGCUACGUGGGUGCGAUGGUCCCGGUCAAGUCGACCAAGGAGUACGAGCAGCAGGAGCUCGUCUGCGUCCUUUUUUCCGAGACCCUGCAACGUGCUCUAGAGCGGGGCCUCCUGCGCCAGACCGACGUCGACAAUUACGAGCCGGCUCUCAUGUUCACCAUACCCCGGCUGGCCAUCGUCGCGGGACUCCUGGCUACACCCGGUGGGCCCCUCUGCCUCGAAUCCUCGUCAUCUUCCUCCGACUCGAUUAGCGAAAUGUUCCGGCCCUUCAGGAGUCUUCUGCUCAAGAUACGCGAGCUCCUCUGGACGCUCAACAGCCGCGAGCUUUGGAUGCUCGAAAAGCUGCUCUGCUCGAUCGAGGACGCCUCGACGACGACGACAACUGUGACGACGACGACGGACCAGUCGCUGCCGGACCUCGACGACUUUGUUCACAACUUUUACACGGGCUAUCCCAACUGCAAGGACUUUAUCGCCGAUUUCUACACGGUGACCAAAAACAACGGCAGCAACAUGGACGAGGUCGCUAACGACGCGGUCCUCAUUAUCGAGCAGGCCAUCGAGGAGCCUACUACCCCCGCCCAGCGGCACGACUCCACCGGCUCCUCCGACUUUUAUUCCUGCGACUCGGUAUCGGUGGACCCGUCGGAUAAUCAGGCGGAAAGUAGCAGUAGCAGCAGUAGCACGACCAACAGCGCCAACUCGGCCAAACUGAUAUCAGAGGCGAACAAGAGCCUGUCGAGCCUGCUGAUCCUCAAGGCUGGGGACUGCGGAGCAGACCCGUCGUCCGAGCACACGGACUCGGGCAUCUGCACGGUCAUAUCCUCGGAGAACACGAGUCUCUACGACAAGAGCCCCGAGGAGAAGAAGAGCUUCGCCGGUGAGUUGGAGCAGCCGGCGAGCGACGACGAAAACGAGUCGAAGGAACAGCCGGAAGAAGGCCAUCGCCAGGUGGAGCACGAGGAAGAGGAGGAGGGGAAUACCAGCUACCUGUGCUCCAACGUCUUUAAUUCGCCGAACAAGCGCCGGGACUCGAACAAAUCCUCCGACAAUUCGAGCUCGUGCGUCUGCAACCGAGCCUCGAGGGCCAGCAGCUCCGCGUACCAGCUCACGAGCUCGCUCGAGGCCCCGUGUAAGCAGCAGCAAAACUCCCACCAGCUGCACAGCUCGAGCGAGGAGAUUGUCGGCUUGGCCCUGGGUAGCGGCCAGAUUCCCGUCUGCGACGCCAACAACUUGCAUCCGAGCAGCUGCUUCCAAAUCAACUACACCGAGAACUGGGAGAACCUCAACCUGAACAUCGAGGCGAGCUCGUCGUCGCACCACAGAGAGUUUUGGACCGAUCUCAAGUGCGAGGCCUGUCCCGCGACCUCAUCGAGCUCCUCGCAGAAGCAAUCCCACCACCACCACCACCACCAGGACAUACUAGCGAGCAGUGGCAGUAGUGCCAGUAACUGCAGGAGGCAGCGCAAGGAGGACAAGCAAAAGCGUCGCCAGCAGCACGAACGGGACAGUUGUCCCGACGCCAGCUCAAGGAAGCGCGUGACGAGCCUUCAACUGCCAGCCAGCACCGAAAGCUCGCGCUCCAACUCGACCGACAGAUGCGGCCUCAACAACAACAACAACCCACGGCUGGUCAACUUUGGCUCGAGUCUGCACCCUAGUCAGAAUACACGGCAGAUGCCAAGCUUCGGGGCUUGCAGUCCCAGGGCGAGUCCCCGCAUGCAGCACUUUGAGUCCAGGACCAGCUCGAACUCGAGACGACAGCAGCAGCUGGCACCAACCCCGUCAUCCCAGAGUUCGAGGAAACUACUGGAUCACCGGAGACAGAGAGCCGGCGAGCACUCGUCGCACCGCUCCAAGCAUCAGAGGCGGUCGGCCCACAAGCUUGAGCACUGCAAGAGAAAGAACGGCAGCAGGUGCCACCAUCACAACGGCGGGCUUGCGCUCUUCAACGACGGCCUCGGGCCAAGGACUAACAAAAGUGGAAUAGUGACGAGUGAACGACGAGUCGCGAGCUGUGCUCAGACCAACGGUUCUAAUGUUAAUAAUAGUAGUGGUAGUAAUAACAACAACAACAACAACAAUAAUAAUAACAACUCAUCGUUGGAAGCGAAGAACGAUUCCAGCUCCAACUGGUCGAGCGGCAGCGACUCGAGCUCCGAGACGAGCGAGUUCCAGAGCGACUGCCAGGACGACGAGGAGAUAGCGCUGGCGAUGCAGGCCGCGGAGAUAGCCAACAGGAAUCAGAUUCGAGCCAAGUUUAGAUCCUCGGAAGACCUGGUUCACAGGCUAUUCGUCUGCAUAGCCGGAGUAGCCGACCAACUCCAGACGAACUUUGCUUCCGACUUGCGCAACAUCCUCAAAUGCGUCUUCCUGAUGAACAGUAGCCAGCCAGCGAGUGACGACGAAAAACCGAGCGAGCCUUCGUCUCCCCUGGCUGUAGAAAACGAUACGCCAGAAAACGCGUCCGACGUUCCCCCAGUGGUCCAGCAGGAGACAGCAGAGAACGAAGCUCACCAUCACGAGCGACCAGAGGACAACGAGCCGAGCGAAGACAGAGGAAGCUGCAAUAACCCAGUGACAACCGAGCGGGGUGAGGAGUGCGUGGAGCGAGCGCCAGUCUGGGUCCCGGACAGCGUGGCGCCGCGCUGCAUGGCCUGCCAAGCUGGAUUCACGGUUGUGCGGCGUCGGCAUCACUGCAGGAACUGCGGCAAGGUCUUUUGCGGUCGGUGCAGCUCCAACAGCGUGCCCCUGCCGCGCUUUGGCCACACGAAGCCGGUUCGCGUCUGCAACCGGUGCUUUCUUUACCAGGUGACCCCGUUCUGCGUAUCCCCAGUCGCGGCCUCUGCCACCAGCUGAAUCGACUGAUUAGUUCUCGUUAGGGACGUAUCAUUUUACAACACGAUUUUACUCUCGACGUACAAAAACGAGCGUGCGUUUGUACUGGUUUUUAAUGGUGGACCUUUUUUGUUUACCCCACCCGACUCGCUUACAUUUUACCGAAAAAGAUAUGCGUUCAUCCUCGCUUGGAGAUGUAUACGCAUAUUAUACACUAUACAUACCUUUUUUCGCAAUACUUAUUUUCUCAAAGUCAAUGUAUUAUAAUCAUAUAGAUGAUGAUAAUAAUAAUUAUUAUAUCAGUAAUAAUAACGAUGCUAGUAAUAGUGAUUCUGGUUAAUAAUAAUGGUGAUGAUGAUGAUGAUGAUGAUGAUGAUGAUAAAUGCGUGAUAAUUUUUAUAAAGAAGACGUAGAUAUUUUAAAAAAUCUUUAUAUAAUAUUGUAGGCUUUGCACCAAUUCUUCUCCAACGUCGUUACGAUAAUGUGUUCGCAAAAACACAAAUGAGCUAAUUUUCUAAAACUUCAAUUUCCUUGAUAGCCUCAGUGAGCGAUAUGUGUGUGUGUCGUAGGCACAUUUGAAACACGCUGCAUGUCUUUGUCUUUACUUUUUUUUUUUUUUUUUUUUUCACGCGAGCUCAAGUGUUCGAUAAAUUUAUGAAAAGCUGGGGAGAUAUAAAUUAUUGUGUUGCAAACAACUUUGUUGUAUCCUCGGCGCCGCAAGAACGAUUCCAUUAUUUUUUCCUAUACUUACUCUCAACGUGUCUGCUGCACCGGAAUUUUUUUCCGAGAUGCAGUACACACGCGUAUCUGAACAUAUCUCAAAUCUACAGCGGUAAAUCAGUGAUACACGAAUAAGUUGCAUUGAGAUGUAAUGUUAUUUCAACGGCAUAACUGAGAUACAAGGUUCUUAUCGUUGCUGUGUACAAAAAAUUUUAACCAGAGCUGGUCUAUGUGAUAGGCACGCGUGUUUGUCAUUUUUUGGAGUUGACACUUGGUUUUAAAAAAUUUUAAUCGCAACAACAAAAAUUCUAAUUAGAUUAUGUAUAUAUAUAUAUAUAUUAUAUUUAAGCCUAAUAUUAUGUAAAACUGCCUGCGUUGAAUAUUCCUUGGCACCUCACGAAUGCGUUGUGUUGUGCACUUUUCGCAAAAAAGCUCGAUAAAAUACAAAGACUCACGUGCCAAAUUCACAGGACAAUAAAAAUACAAUUUAUUUUCUUGCUGUCGAUUUCAAAGUAAAAUUUCAAUACCGAUAACAGCUAGCACUGGAUGACCAGUGUGAUUAUAAUUAUGGAGAGUGUCGUUUGAAAAAUCGAAAACUCAACCAAGGAAUAUUCGAUCAAGUACUCGUGCAUUUGGAUUUGAAAGACUGUUCUCACGCGUACAUAGGUUAUUAAGUAUUAUCAUGUAGAGUUACUUUGUUGUAAUUUGUUCGACAAGAGUCUUGGAACUUUAUAUAUAUUACGUCGUAAAACGACGUCAAAGUGUAAAUUCACUACAAUUUUAUAGCAUACGGUUUUCUAAUUUCUACAUCUACGUUACGGUCAUAAUAUUAUGUACGUGCAUAAAAAUACCUUCUAAUCAAUUAGAAGUAAAAGUUUUUACAUGAUUCAUUAUAAACAAAAAAAAAAAUAAUAAUAAAAAAAAAAUAAACAAAAUUGUCGUUAGAAUCUUAAUUGGAUGAGAGAUGACUGUUUGUAAGUGUUCAAUAAUUUUGUUGAAAGUCAAUCGAUGUUUUUUAUAUAUUUUGUUUGAGUAUAGAAAUUUUUGUUGACAUUCCACUUGCCAGUGUGUAUGCAAAUGCAAUACUUGUGAAAUACGUAAAAAUUAUACGUUUGCCCUUACAUGUAAUAAAAUAAAGAAAAGUAGCUUGUUACUUCAAAAACCGACUUGUUGACCAGAGCUGUCCUGCCAAACAUCUAUCUGGCUUGAUGGUGCCCGGCAAGCAUACAUUUUGUUUGAGAUUUUUUUUAUUUUCGCGAAUGGUAGAGCAAUACAAUUCCAAACUACUAAUGACCAAAUUUAUGAAUGAGAGCUCUCGAUAUUUAGCCGAAUAAAGUUUUAUCGUUAUCGUAGUGUACACAAUGGCAAAUUACUGUUGUUUUGCGAUUGUUAAACGUAAUUUUUCUCGUUCGGCCGGAAUAUACUAAAUUUGUCAUUUCCAAUCUUAUCAUUCUCGUUUGGAGAUUGGUGGGGGUGUAUGCAAUAAAGUACUGAUACAGAAGAAAAAAAAAAAAGUUACUUAUUUUUAUAAGCUAAUAGUUCCGCUGAAUAUUACAUAAAUAUUCAAAUGGACUUGUGGCAUUAGUGUGUUUAGCGAAUUUAAAACGUCAAUGCUUAAACUGUAAUGUAUAAUCUUGAAGGAAUUUUCAAUUUCCGUACUAUUAAUUAUGUUUCAAUGUAAAAAUAUGGACCAUGAAAAAAUACUUGGUAAUUUUUUAAAAUUAAAAUCAAGUGCACAAUAAAAAAAAAAAAAAAGAUUGAAAAAAAUGAAGGAAAAAAAAACACUGCAAGGAUUUUGUCUGCGUAAAAGAGAUAAAUCAAGUUUAUCGACAAGUCCGCUACGUAAAGCGAGAAUUUCCAAUCUUUGUCGGAUGACGCGCGAAAAAAAAAGUGUUUGUAAUCCAUAUCAAAGAUGAUUUAACUGAUUGAAAUUUAACGACUAGUAGUACGCACUGAAUGUAGAGCAAACGUUUGUAUGUGUUAUACGAUCUAACAAUAAUAGUAAUAAUAGUCAAGGUGUGUCCCAACAACGGCAAUCAUGUAACGAAAGAAAUAAAAAUAAAAUAAAACACCACAACGCUGCUGAUGAAAA
This is a messenger RNA of Copidosoma floridanum, 7107 nucleotides long. RefSeq names its product lateral signaling target protein 2 homolog. Gene Ontology annotation, cellular component: early endosome membrane. Lineage: Eukaryota; Metazoa; Arthropoda; Insecta; Hymenoptera; Encyrtidae. Gene Ontology annotation, molecular function: metal ion binding. The record is from RefSeq and is a predicted model, not a curated record.